Molecule: messenger RNA, 1162 nt
Organism: Copidosoma floridanum
Lineage: Eukaryota; Metazoa; Arthropoda; Insecta; Hymenoptera; Encyrtidae
Product: trafficking protein particle complex subunit 31
Biological process (GO): endoplasmic reticulum to Golgi vesicle-mediated transport
Cellular component (GO): TRAPPII protein complex; TRAPPI protein complex; TRAPPIII protein complex
Source: RefSeq, a predicted model, not a curated record
UGUAUUUUUGGAAAAGGAUUCCAGUUACUGAAAAAUUAAUUGUUCUCUAGCCAAUCAUUACAGAUAUUGUAAAUAGACUUCUAUUUUUAUUAAAUAUUUGUAGUUAAUAAAAUGUUUUUACACGUGUAAUUGCGAGUUCGACCUUCCCAAACAUUUAAAUUCAAGUGCCUUGUGGUGCGCUCAUAUGCUCCAUUUAUCGUCGUCUGCUCCGAAGUCGGCGUAUAUGUCAAAAAAAAAAAGAUGGCGUUUAUGUGACACAUGCAUCGUUUGUGUGUGUUCCAAAUACUUCAGACGCAGUCCCCAGAAUUAAACAAUAGUUCAUAAAAAUGUCAAGUAUUACGAUAUCGGCAAUUCGGCCUCGAACUAGUAUACUUGACAAGUCACUGAGCAAAGGCAAGGGAGAAGUGAGCCUCAGCUGCUAUGCCCUCCUUUUUUCUGAACUGGUUCAGUACUGUCAAAACAGAGUUUACACCGUACCUGAACUGCAAAACAAAUUAUCCGAAAUGGGAGCCGAAGUGGGCCACAGGGUGACUGAUUUGUUGGUGGUCAGAGAAAAGGGGAGCAAACGCGAGAUAAAACUCCUCAACAUUUUAUUGUUUAUCAAGAGCACACUGUGGAAAUCUCUGUUUGGCCGUGAAGCGGAUAAGCUUGAGCACGCAAAUGAUGACGAGAGAACGUACUACAUCAUCGAAAAAGAGUCAUUGGUUAAUAAGUACAUCUCGGUGCCCAAGGACAAAGGAAGCUUGAACUGUGCAUCUUUUGUUGCUGGGAUCAUUGAAGCUGUAUUGUGUGAUUGUGGAUUUGUAUGUACAUUUGAAUCUUUGCCUGCAAAAGUUACUGCUCAUUGGCAUAAAGGGACAACAUACAUGGUCAAAUUUGACGAUACUGUGAUCGCACGGGAUAAGCAACUUGAAGAUAGAUAAUAAGUAAACUUAAAUACAAUGACAAAGUUUAUAGAUAAAUAUUACUUAUUGUUAGUCUUAUUUUAAGUUAAUUCCAUGAUUGAUUGAAAGUAUGAAAAAUCACGUUAUAUAAGUGUUACAUAAAGUGUAAAUAAUUGUUUGAAUAACGAUUUCAUUUAUAUUUUUUCAUACAUCCUUUGAGACAGAUUACUAUGUACUGUACUUUUUUUUAUUGCUAAUAAAUUCAACUUGAGAAGUUA